UAACCGUUGACGCGUUAUGUGAUUUGAGCUAGAUUCCGAAAUUCAUUACUGGACAUCUAUAAUAUAUGUCACGUUAACUAUAGUACUGUUUUCAACACUGACAGUGAAUAACGGAACGCAACCCUGUAAAAAUUCUAACGCAAGCAGAGGACUUUUUGUCUCAGAGAGGUUAUGCGGCAAAUUUGUGUCGUGAGAGGAACUUUUGGAAAUUUGAUUAGUACUCUAACUUAAAGUCAAAAUGACUAUCGGCAAGAAUAAUAAAAUGUUACAGCACAUUAACUAUAGAGUCAGAAUCAUUCUUUCUGAUUCUAGAACAUUUAUAGGUACUUUCAAGGCCUUUGACAAGCACAUGAAUCUAAUACUUGGUGACUGCGAAGAGUUUAGAAAGAUAAAAGCAAAAAACACCAAGCAACCAGAAAGGGAGGAGAAGCGUGUGUUAGGAUUUGUGCUUCUCAGAGGCCAGAAUAUAGUUUCCUUAACUGUUGAAGGACCACCACCUCCUGAGGAAGGAUUGCCUAGGGUACCUGUUCCAGGAUCAGUACCAGGUUCAAGUAUGACUCGUGGUGUAGGCAGAGGCAUGCCAGCAAAUGUUGCAGGAGUGCCAGCUGGACUUCAAGGACCAGUCAGAGGUGUUGGAGGGCCAUCUCAACAAAUUAUGACGCCUACUGGCAGAAACCAGGUUUCAGCACCACCUCAAAUACAUCCAGGUACUCCACCACGCAUGCCGAUCAGUGGUCCACCACCAGGUAUGAUGGGACCACCACCAAUGAUGGGUAUGCCACCUGGAAUGCCACAUCUAGGUCGAGGUGGAUCACCAAUGGGACCACCUGGCAUGAGAGGUCCUGCUCCAGGUUUGCUACGUGGUGGUCCACCUCCUCCUCGUCCAUAUUAAUAUGUUUCAGAAUUUAAUUAAUAUGUUUAAAAAAUCUAACUAAACAAUUCUUUUGUAAUACAAUAAGAUACCCAUUAAUGAGAAAAUACAAUAAAGUUUUUGAUUCAAUAAACAAUUUACUCACA
This is a messenger RNA of Pseudomyrmex gracilis, 1017 nucleotides long. RefSeq names its product small nuclear ribonucleoprotein-associated protein B (gene SmB). Gene Ontology annotation, molecular function: RNA binding. The record is from RefSeq and is a predicted model, not a curated record. Bases 239 to 892 code for a protein of 217 amino acids. NCBI's taxonomy places the organism in Eukaryota, Metazoa, Arthropoda, Insecta, Hymenoptera, Formicidae. Gene Ontology annotation, cellular component: U2-type prespliceosome; U1 snRNP; U2 snRNP. The transcript has 3 exons. Gene Ontology annotation, biological process: mRNA splicing, via spliceosome.